AUGAAGACCCUCUCGGCCCACAUCUCGGGCUUCUACUGGUCGUCGUUCCACGCGUACACGACCGAAGUGGCCGUCCACGGCCAUCGCUGGCGCCUCGGACUGCGCUAUAGCAAGUUCCACAGCUUCUACGACCAGCUCAUGGAGCAAGUGGCGGGUUUUGACGCCGAGUUCCCGCCCAAAGGCACGUUGUUCUUUACGCCCAAACCCGAAGAGCGGCAGCAGCAGCUCGAGGUCUUUCUGCAGCAAGUGCUUGCGUUCUACGCAGCGAAGGGGUACCCGGUCGAGGUGGAGAACCUGCUGUGUGACUUGCUCAAGGUCCCCGGCCACUUGCGGUCGCCGGAGCACGAGGACGACGAUGACGGGUCGACGGGUACGGAGAGUGGACUGGACGAACUGGUAGAACCAAAUGCAAAGAAGAAGACAGUGGACGAGGAGGGAGACGAAGAGCUCAAGACAAAGUCCGUGGCUAUGAGCGGAGGCGCUGAGGCGCACGCUGGAGGAGGCAAAGGGUCUGGUGGUGACAAGGAAAAAGAGGACGUCGUGGCUGCUGCUGAGCUGGUGCCGACUGUUGCUGCAGUCGCUUUGGAGACUUCUUCGGCUGAGCAGACGGCUGAAGCUCGAGGGGAGAAGGACGAAGCCGACGUAGAAGCUGAGACAUCAGUGGGGGCGGACGAUAGUGAGGAAGCUGAUGGUGCUGACGAAGAGGCGAAGGUACGAGUGGAGACAGCUACGAUUGCGGCGAGCAAUGAGGGGGUCGUUGUUGCUGAAGAAGAGGGGGCAGAGGCACUUGAGGCUGUAAAGGACGAUGAAGGAGCUGAUGCUGCUGACGAUGUACAAGAGGCAGUCUCGACAGUGGAAAGACAUGACGAAGUCGAUGGUGCUGAUGAAGAAACAACUGACGCACAAGCGGACGCCGAUGCGAUUGAAGAGGACGGCGAAGAAGGCAGUGGAGAGCGUCAUGAAGCAGAGACACAAGUAGAGACACCUGUGAUGGAGGAGGACUGUGGAGAGGAUCAAGUUGCUGAUGACGAGGAAGGUGCACAAGUGGAGACACUUGCGUCGGAGGAAGAUCAAGAAGCAGGUCGGGAAGAGCAUGACGCUAUGGAGGCACAAGCAGAGACACGUGUGAUGGAAGAGGACCGUGAAGAAGCUUCUACCGCUGAUGAUGAAGUCGAGGCACAAGCAAAGACGCGUGUGAUUGAAGAGGACUGUGAGGAAGCACGUGCCGUUGACGAUGACGCAGAGGCUACUGCUGCCACACCUUUGUUUGCAGAGGACAGUAAGAUGACUGAAGAAGCGACGGUCGAGGACAUGCAUCAGGAAGACACGACUGAUUGUGCUGUGCAACAGACACCAGUGGAAGCAGCAGCAGAGGAAGCAGUCAAGGAGGUGACCUGUACGAAACCUCAAGAGUGUACAGCGUUGCAGUACGAGAGGCCUUGCGAGCAGUCGGUUGUCGAGUCCGAGGCACACGAGUCGACCACCACCUUAUCAUCGUCAACGACCGUCGAAAAGCGGUUUGCCAGCGAGAGCCUGUCGGGCGCACAAGUGACCAAGAACCCGAAACAACUCGAUGCUCGUCGCUGCGUCUAUUCGUGGUUCACCGUCCAGCUGCCCAAGUCCAUGCUCCAGUUUAUCCGCCAGCGCUGCAUGAGGAAGACCAACCUGGCGGUCCUCUGCGUCGCACUGCUGCUACCAGUGGUGCUGGGUCGCAGUUAG
This is a messenger RNA of Hyaloperonospora brassicae, 1719 nucleotides long. The record is from the annotation of a GenBank genome assembly. Lineage: Eukaryota; Oomycota; Peronosporomycetes; Peronosporales; Peronosporaceae.